Molecule: messenger RNA, 2151 nt
Organism: Trypanosoma rangeli
Lineage: Eukaryota; Euglenozoa; Kinetoplastea; Trypanosomatida; Trypanosomatidae
Product: putative ATP-dependent RNA helicase
Exons: 1
Coding region: 1-2151 (716 amino acids)
Biological process (GO): maturation of LSU-rRNA from tricistronic rRNA transcript (SSU-rRNA, 5.8S rRNA, LSU-rRNA)
Cellular component (GO): nucleolus
Molecular function (GO): ATP binding; nucleic acid binding
Source: RefSeq, a predicted model, not a curated record
AUGGGUAUUAAGGGUCGAAGGAAGCGACUCCGUGAACGGGAGCUGAGGGCGGGUGACGAAGGCUCUCAGUAUGACGAGCGGGGGGCUGUGGGUCACCCCUGCGGUGACGGAUACGCCGACGAUGACGAAGUUGCGGGGGUGGGUGGUGGGAUCCCGCAGCCCCCAAUGGAUGCUCACGGCGUGCCGCGCAUGAAGAAGACGGACUUCUUCAACAUGCAGGACAUGGACUACCUGGACCACAUUGCGGAGGAGCACGCAAAUCGGCACACUAGCCACAUGCGAAGGAGACAGCGGGAGGAAGAUGUUGACGCCGCCAUGGCCCAGACGGAGGAGUUGCUGCAGCACAACUACGGCACCGAGGAUGCCUUGCAAGCUCUGCUUAGUCAGCCUAGCCGCGUUGGAAUAAAAAAGGGAGAGGAAGGACUGCUUGAACAGCGUCGACGCGUGGGCAAAGGCCCACGCUUCAGCCAUCCCCUUAUUGGUAUUGAUCCACAUAUCGUACAGGGACUAGAAGCAGAGGGCUUCUGCCGCAUGACGACCAUUCAAGAGCGAGUUGUCCCGUAUGCACUGGAGGGUUAUGAUCUCCUUGGACAGGCGAAGACGGGGUCUGGAAAGACGCUCGCCUUUUGCGUUCCUCUUCUGCACGCCACGCUCAGCCUUGUGCACAAGCGACCUAACGCGACGUAUAGUCUGCUGCUCGCCCCCACAAAGGAAUUGUGCGUGCAGACGCAUGAUGUUUUGAAGAGUAUCUGCCAGCACAUUCCCAGCGAGGUUGCCGCGUUCUCCGUACAGCUCAUUACGGGCGGGACAAAAGUAACUGAAGAGCGUCGACUACUAGUGGCGGGUGCCUCCAUCGUUGUGGGUACGCCGGGUCGCGUGCAUGACCACGUGCAACACUGCGUCCACUGGGAUCUAGGGCGGCUGCGCUUCCUCGUUCUGGAUGAGGCAGACCGAAUGCUGGCAGACGGGUUUCAAAGGGAUCUGGACGCGAUUGUGCAACGCCUGCCGCAGUCCCGGCAAACAUUUCUCUUUUCAGCAACCAACUCAAAGUCUGUGCGUGAUCUUGCACGACUAUCGCUCUCCCGUACCCCACUUUUUAUUGCGACCACAGGCAAAGCCCCAUCCCUGGUGCACAUGGAGGCGCAUGGUGGCACAACCGACGCCGUGGCGACAGCACCCGCUGAAAUGCCGCCGUACAGCUCCUACGCCGACCCAUUGAGCGAUGAUGAGGAGGAUGAGACAUCCGUCUCAAGGGAGUCAAGUUCGACGCCACACCGCACGAAGGGAGACACGGAGCCAAUCCCGAGCACGCUGCGCCAGUUUUGCCAUAUUGCGCCCAUUGAUAAGCGUUUGAUUUGCCUCUAUGUCUUUGUGAAGCGGAUUGCUCGCACCUCAAAAGCGAUGGUCUUCUGUUCUACCAUUGCCAGCACAACAUUCCACUUUCAGAUGAUGGGUUCUGUUGGGUUUCACAACGAGGUGAUGAUGCUUCAUGGCCAUAUGAAGCAUCGUCAGCGUGUGACUGCAUUUAAGGUCUUUAAUGAAUGGAAAACAGGCGUGCUGUUCUGUACAGACGUCGCUGCCCGUGGCCUUGACAUCCCAAACGUGGAGUGGAUUUUGCAGUACGACCCGCCGCUUGACCCCACCGAGUACAUUCACCGUAUUGGACGAACUGCACGCGCCGGGAAUGUCGGGAACGCCCUCCUCUUCCUUGCGCCUGAAGAGGUGGGUUUUGUUCGCUACCUUUUUAAGUUUAACAUCACACUGGAGAGGUACCCGAUGCCGCAGAAGCUUCCGUCAAUCCAGAUGAAGUUGGAACACGUGCUGCAGCUGGACCCCAUCGUGGCGAAGAGUGCUGUGAGUGCCUACCGGGCACACAUCGGGGCGUACCAAAACCACCUGCUGAAGGAGACCUUCAGCAUCCGGCGACUCAACUUGGCGGAGCUUGCCCGGAGUUUUGCCCUCACUUCACUGCCGAGUGUCUCACUGCCUAAAAAUACGGAGGAGGGGAAGCAGCAGGAGUAUGUUAAGGGCAAACUCAAGUCCCUGAAUCGCCGUCGACAUGAGGCGAAGAAAUACUACGAGGCACAGAAAACGAAGCUUUGCUGGACGCCCGAUAGUCGGUUUGUUGGCGCCGUUCCACCGAAGUUUUAA